Molecule: messenger RNA, 2575 nt
Organism: Talpa occidentalis (Iberian mole)
Lineage: Eukaryota; Metazoa; Chordata; Mammalia; Eulipotyphla; Talpidae
Gene: SLC9A3
Product: solute carrier family 9 member A3
Biological process (GO): regulation of pH; proton transmembrane transport; sodium ion transport
Cellular component (GO): brush border membrane; apical plasma membrane
Molecular function (GO): sodium:proton antiporter activity
Source: RefSeq, a predicted model, not a curated record
AUGUCGGGGCGCGGGGCGCGGGGCCCGGGCCGGGGCCCGCCGGCGCUGCUGCUGCUGCUGGCGCUGGGCGCGCUGCCGCGGGCGCGGGCCGUCGAGGAGGCGCCCGGCGGCGCGCACGGCCCGAGCCAGGGCUUCCAGGUGGUCACCUUCAAGUGGCACCACGUCCAGGACCCGUACAUCAUCGCGCUCUGGAUCCUCGUGGCCAGCCUGGCCAAGAUCGGCUUCCACCUGUCCCACAAGGUCACCAGUGUGGUCCCCGAGAGCGCCCUGCUGAUCGUGCUGGGCCUGGUGCUGGGCGGUGUCGUCUGGGCCGCCGACCACAUCGCCUCCUUCACGCUCACGCCCACGGUCUUCUUCUUCUACCUGCUGCCCCCCAUCGUGCUGGACGCCGGCUACUUCAUGCCCAACAGGCUCUUCUUUGGCAACAUGGGCAGCAUCCUGCUGUACGCGGUCAUCGGCACAGUGUGGAAUGCGGCCACCACCGGCCUGUCCCUCUACGGGGUCUUCCGCAGCGGCCUGAUGGGGGACCUGGACAUCGGGCUGCUGGACUUCCUGCUGUUCGGCAGCCUGAUUGCCGCCGUGGACCCGGUGGCCGUCUUGGCCGUGUUCGAGGAGGUGCACGUCAACGAGGUGCUGUUCAUCAUCGUCUUCGGGGAGUCCCUCCUCAACGACGCCGUCACUGUGGUCCUGUACAACGUGUUUGAGUCCUUUGUGGCCCUGGGCGGUGACAAUGUGACCGGCGUGGACUGUGUGAAGGGCAUCGUGUCCUUCUUCGUGGUGAGCCUGGGGGGCACGCUGGUGGGGGUCGUCUUCGCCUUCCUGCUCUCGCUGGUGACGCGCUUCACCAAGCACGUGCGCGUGAUCGAGCCCGGCUUCGUGUUCGUCAUCUCCUACCUGUCCUACCUCACGUCCGAGAUGCUGUCCCUGUCGGCCAUCCUGGCCAUCACCUUCUGCGGCAUCUGCUGCCAGAAGUAUGUGAAGGCCAACAUCUCGGAGCAGUCGGCCACCACGGUGCGGUACACCAUGAAGAUGCUGGCCAGCGGGGCCGAGACCAUCAUCUUCAUGUUCCUGGGCAUCUCCGCCGUGGACCCCCUCAUCUGGAAGUGGAACACGGCCUUCGUGCUGCUGACGCUGGUCUUCAUCUCUGUGUACCGGGCCAUUGGGGUCGUGCUGCAGACCUGGGUCCUGAACCGGUACCGGAUGGUGCAGCUGGAGAUCAUCGACCAGGUGGUCAUGUCCUAUGGCGGCCUGCGCGGGGCCGUGGCCUUCGCCCUGGUGGUCCUCCUGGACGAGAGGAAGGUCAAGGAGAAGAACCUGUUCGUCAGCACCACCAUCGUGGUCAUCUACUUCACCGUCAUCUUCCAGGGCCUGACCAUCAAGCCCCUGGUGCAGUGGCUGAAGGUGAAGCGGAGCGAGCACCGCGAGCCCAAGCUCAACGAGAAGCUGCACGGCCGGGCCUUCGAUCACAUCCUGUCCGCCAUCGAGGACAUCUCCGGGCAGAUCGGGCACAAUUACCUCAGAGACAAGUGGUCCAACUUCGACAGGAAGGUCCUCAGCAAAGUGCUCAUGCGGCGGUCGGCGCAGAAGUCCCGCGACCGCAUCCUGAACGUGUUCCACGAGCUCAACCUGAAGGACGCCAUCAGCUACGUGGCCGAGGGCGAGCGCCGCGGGUCCCUGGCCUUCAUCCGCUCCCCCAGCACUGACAACAUGGUCAACGUGGACUUCAACACGCCGCGCCCGUCCACUGUGGAGGCCUCCGUGUCCUACCUCCUGAGGGAGAACGUCAGCGCCGUGUGCCUGGACAUGCAGUCCCUGGAGCAGCGGCGGCGGAGCAUCCGCGACACGGAGGACACGGUCGCCCACCACACGCUGCAGCAGUACCUGUACAAGCCGCGGCAGGAGUACAAGCACCUGUACAGCCGCCACGAGCUGACGCCCAACGACGACGAGAAGCAGGACAAGGAGAUCUUCCACCGCACGAUGCGCAAGCGCCUGGAGUCCUUCAAGUCAGCCAAGCUGGGGCUGCACCAGAGCAAGAAGGCGGCCAAGAUGUACAAGAGGGAGCGCGCCCAGAAGCGGAGGAACAGCAGUAUCCCCAACGGGAAGCUGCCGCUGGAGAGCCCGGCGCACAGCCUCACCAUCACGGAGAAAGAUACGGAGCUCUCGGAGCCCGAAGAGGCCCCCGAUGACACGGCCGAGGAGAUGACCGGGGGCAUCGAGUUCCUGGCCAGCGUCACACAGGACACGGCGGCCGACUCCCCCUCAGGGAUUGACAACCCCGUGUUCUCCCCCGACGAGGACCUGGGCAUCCUCGCCAGGGUGCCCCCCUGGCUGUCCCCCGGGGAGACGGUGGUGCCCUCCCAGAGGGCCCGUGUGCAGCUGCCCUGCUCGCCCGGCACCCUGCACCGCCUGGCGCCCUUCCGCCUCAGCAGCAAGUCGGUGGACUCGUGCCUGCAGGAGCCCCGUGCCGCGCGCCCCGAGUCCACGCACAUGUAACGCCCUAACCUGUCUCCCGCUCCUCUCCCCAGGCCGGUCUCCGCUCCACGCUGCUCUCCUUCUGGCUCGCCUGACCGGG